Molecule: messenger RNA, 1424 nt
Organism: Arabidopsis lyrata subsp. lyrata
Lineage: Eukaryota; Viridiplantae; Streptophyta; Magnoliopsida; Brassicales; Brassicaceae
Product: F-box protein At3g47030
Exons: 1
Coding region: 65-1288 (407 amino acids)
Molecular function (GO): protein binding
Source: RefSeq, a predicted model, not a curated record
ACUCUCUCUGUCCAGGUCCAAAUCUCCUUAAUUAAAAAAAAAAAAAAAAACAGAAGUCGCUGUCAUGUUUGGGAUUGUAGGGUUUAGCGCCGCCAUGGGAAAACCGCAGAAGCAGCAAGUCACCACCCGUCCAAGGAACACCCCCAGAGAAAUCUCGAAGGAGAUACCAAUUGAUCUCUUGAUUGACGUUUUCUCAAGAUUGUCCAUGCGAGAAGUUGCGAGGUGUCGUUGCGUGUCGAAGCUUUGGUCUUCCAUACUACGUCGUCGAGAUUUCACCCAACUGUUCCUCAAAAUCUCAUCGACUCGGCCUCGUAUACUAUUCACCUUCCUACACAACGGUAGGCGAAUCUUUUACUCCAUACCUCAAGUUCCAGAUCCAGACCGCAACAACUACUCCUUUCCUACACCUUAUUAUUGGGUAUCAUCCUCUCCUAUAUCUGCCUAUUACCAGAUGCAGUUCCCUAAAGAUUUGGGUCCUUCCUACUCGGUUUGUGCCCCUAUACCUGGCUUGAUCUGUUGCAAAUCUAAGAAGCCGAUGCUUUGUAACCCUAGCACCGGAGAGUCAAAGUACAUUUCUUUACCAAGAGCGACAACAAAGAUGCUUACCGUGAACACUUCAUUUGUAUAUGAUCCUAUCGACAAACUAUUCAAGGUAUUGUGCAUGUCUGAUGAUUGUGUGAGUCGAGUUUCAACAUUAGGGACGGAAGAAGCUACCUGGAGAACAGUCGAAUGUUUGAUACCCCAUCUACCUUUACGUAAAGAGAUGUUCAUGGAUGGGGUAUUGUACUAUUUAGCUCUGCGCCUGGACCAUGAAACUUCAACACCUUAUAUGGUAGUAGCCUUUGAUGUUAGAUUGGAGAGAUUCAAGUGUCUACCUGUGAAUCGGAGUUAUAUAAACAUUGCGUGUUCAGCACUCAUAAAGUACCAAGGUAAGUUGGCCGUAGUAUGGCUAGAUGGUAAUGCUAUUCAACAACAUCAACAAUUGGAGCUGUGUGUUCUAAAUGAUGGUGAUGAAGUGGCAUGGUCGGGUAUUAUAUAUGAAUUGCCAUAUUUUUGGUAUAAUCUAGCUGCGGAUACCUACGUAUACAUUGUCGGGACGACUACUGCAGGUGAAAUUGUGAUGGCGACAAGCCAUCCACGGGAACCUUUCUACAUCAUCUACUUCAGUACCGUGACUCAUACUAUGAUAAGAGUUGAAAUCGAAUUCGGAAUUGUAGCUUUGAAGCCUCACUGCUCAAUGAUUUCGACGAUUUUAAACCAUGUAGAGGAUGUCGAGCUUAUGGAUUAGGAUUUUAUAGCAUAUCUAAUGUAGCUUGCCUUGUAAGGUUACAUCCAUCUUGUUCGGUUAUUGUUUGAAUGUUAUAUGUAUCAAUGUUUGUUGUAAGCUAUGUUUUAGCUAUUUGAACUUUUCUUGUUGUAAGCUA